AUGGGGACCUGUGAAUUACUCCCGACGCGCUGCCCCUUUCAUUUUAUUGGAGAUGCCGCUCGAUCCGAACCGCAGCUUGUUCUCGCUCCUCGGGCUGGAAUGGUAAUUGUACAGAAGCAGCGGCAUCGUGUGGCUUCAGUUCGAUACUCCUACUCCUUCCCCAAGGGAGUUUCUGUGUACCAUGCUACGAAGCUAUCUAGGUUUUCCUCUGCCAGUGAGCCUUGUUCGUCUCUGGUACCGCCGGCCUCCUUCACAUCUGUAAAGCGCCGGUGUACCCUCGACGCCGCAUUCCCCGCUCCGUCCGCUCUAUCCGAGGUUACACUGCACAGCCCCGGCGUCACAGAAUGGCUCUCGGUUGCCUGGCCACGAAUACGACCCAGUUGUCGUCAUCGUCGGUUUCUCCGGUUCCCUCUCACCCAGUCGAUAAAUAUCGAAAGCAUAGCCCGGCGAUAUAGGCCAAUAGCGAAAAUACCGCACACGCCCCUAAUCUCGACAGCGACUGCGAAAACCAUACCAAGAUCCCACCGUCCCCUAUCGAAUGACCAACGGGAUGAUAACCGGCCGAUGACUAGUGUGGGUAUGCAUCGCAAGGGCAUCCGCGCAGGUUAUCAGGAAUUGUUGCCGCUGGUGUGGUCUCGCGACGUUAAGAUGCAAUGGCCUGGAUUGCAGAAGCUGGUCGGGAUCGUCUGUGCUGGGUAG
Penicillium canescens is the source of this 699-nucleotide messenger RNA. RefSeq lists its product as uncharacterized. Lineage: Eukaryota; Fungi; Ascomycota; Eurotiomycetes; Eurotiales; Aspergillaceae. The transcript has 4 exons. The record is from RefSeq and is a predicted model, not a curated record. Bases 1 to 699 code for a protein of 232 amino acids.